Micropterus salmoides (largemouth bass) is the source of this 1638-nucleotide messenger RNA. RefSeq names its product sialoadhesin-like. The record is from RefSeq and is a predicted model, not a curated record. Bases 1 to 1638 code for a protein of 545 amino acids. Lineage: Eukaryota; Metazoa; Chordata; Actinopteri; Centrarchiformes; Centrarchidae. The transcript is spliced from 8 exons.
AUGGCAAAGGUGGUACAGAGUCAGAAUGGCUGGGGAGUGACUUACACUCCAACUCAGAUCUGUGCCUUAAAAGGAUCAACAGUGGACAUAAACUGUACCUACACAUAUCCAUCCAGCUUAAAUAAUCAUGAUACCAAAGUUCAGGAAACAUUCUGGUUUACGAAAGAGAGUAAUAACGUUUAUGUGGGUCUGAAAACGGACCCAGAGUAUUCAGGUCGUGUGGAGUAUAUUUGUCAGAACAAACGCUGCACUCUGAGAAUCACAGACCUGAGAGAGAGCGACUCAGCUGAGUACAAGUUCAGGUUCAUAACAAACCAAGAACUUGGGAAAUAUACUGGUUUACCGGGAGUCACUCUGUCUGUCACAGAUCUGCAGGUGCAGGUGAGCAGAUCAAAGUAUUCUCCCUGGGCAGAGCUGAAGUGUCACAGCAGCUGUCGUCUACCUGGCCAUCCUUCCUACAUCUGGUACAAGAACGGACAGAAAAUUCAGGAAGAAACAUCUACAUAUUCAGGCUCCUUUGAUCCUGCAGGCAGCUUUUCCUGUGCUGUACGAGGAUAUGAGAAGUCCCGCUCUCCUUCAGUGUAUGCUCCAAAGUUUCCCUCCGUGUCAGCGAGUCCCUCUGGUGAUUUAGUGGAGGGCAGGUCAGUAAAUCUGACUUGUAGCUGUGAUGCUAAGCCAGCAGCUAACUAUAUCUGGUACAAGAGGACUAAAAAUCCAGACCAUGAAGAUCUCAGUAAAGAACCACAGCUUGUCUUCAGCUCCAUCCAGUCCUCUGACUCUGGAGAGUAUUACUGUGCAGCUGAGAACCAGCUGGGGAGGAGGACAUCUGAAUACAUCUUUAUUAAUGUGAAAUAUGCUCCAAAGCUUCCCUCUGUGUCAGUGAGUCCCUCUGCUGAGAUAGUGGAGGGCAGUUCAGUGACUCUGACCUGCAGCAGUGAUGCUAACCCAGCAGCUAAAUACACCUGGUACAAGGAGAACCAAACUCUGCAUCAAGGACCAGAAGGAAGUUAUUAUUUCACCUCCAUCAGCUCCGAGGACAGAGGAAUCUACUUCUGCAAGUCUGAAAACAAAUAUGGGCAGAUAAACUCUACAUCUCUAUCUAUAGACGUUCAGUAUGCACCAAAGCUUCCCUCUGUGUCAGCGAGUCCUUCUGGUGAAAUCAUGGAGAACAGUUCAGUGACUCUGACCUGCAGCAGUGAUGCUAACCCAGCAGCUAAAUACUCCUGGUACAAGAAGAACCAAAGACUGCUCAGUGAAGAAUCACAGCUUGUCUUCAGCUCCAUCCAGUCCUCUGACUCUGGAGAGUAUUACUGUGCAGCUGAGAACCAGCUGGGGAGGAAGACAACUAAAUACAUCUUUAUUAAUGUGAAAUAUGCUCCAAAGCUUCCCUCUGUGUCAGUGAGUCCCUCUGCUGAGAUAGUGGAGGGCAGUUCAGUGACUCUGACCUGCAGCAGUGAUGCUAACCCAGCAGCUAAUUAUACCUGGUACAAGGAGAAUGAAGACUCACCAAAAGCAUCAGGACAGAACUUCACCAUCACUGACUUCAGAGCUGAACACAGUGGGAAUUAUUACUGUGAAGCCCAGAACAGAAGAGGACGUCAUAACUCCACCUUACAUCUGACUGUUGUUGCAGGGUGA